This is a messenger RNA of Wyeomyia smithii (pitcher-plant mosquito), 4475 nucleotides long. It is a transcript of the gene Nt5a, whose product is annotated as 5'-nucleotidase domain-containing protein 1. Bases 703 to 2220 code for a protein of 505 amino acids. NCBI's taxonomy places the organism in Eukaryota, Metazoa, Arthropoda, Insecta, Diptera, Culicidae. The record is from RefSeq and is a predicted model, not a curated record. Gene Ontology annotation, molecular function: 5'-nucleotidase activity. The transcript is spliced from 3 exons.
AUUUUCUAUUCAUGCUGUGCAGUAUAGCGAGUAAAACACACAGCAACCACCCGCUUGAUACACAAUCUUACUUUUUUAAUAGUGCCGUAGUGAAUAUACAAAGUGGUUUAGUGCUUAGUAUCUAGUAAUAAAUCAGUCUACUCUAAGUUAUUCUAUCUAGGGACGACCUCGGGUACUUUGUAAUGUAAGGAAUGCUAAUCAUAACCAGUGUUGUUCAUAUUGUGUUGUCCACAUCAAAAAGGGGUGUCUGUGAAAAGUGAUCGAUCAAUAUUUUGAUAACAGCUGCUGUAAACAAGGAGCGACCGUGAUGCUUGUAUUAACAAACCUCCACAGGCAGGAUUAUUGUUUUGAAAAUGAGCGAAGCAAAUCACUGCUGAAAAUCCUUGAGACUUAAAUGAAAAAUUAAGUGUGUUUAGGCAUCUAGCCAAGGAUUAACAGAUGCAGCGAGACGUGAGUGCUGUGGUCAUCAAGUAAAAAGUUUAGUAAUGAGCUGAGGAUGAAUAAUUCGUGGGUAAUAAAACACAAUAAUUGAAGAAUCCGAAGAAAUCUCAGUCAAAAACAGCUCACAGUCUUCGUUCUCCCAUCAGUGUUGAGCCAAGUCGAAGCACCAACACAUAGUUGAACUUGAAACUGACUUCAGCCUCAGUUGGAUGGUGUUAGUCUGUUAGUUGUUGGCAUACUCAUCGAGUUUCGUCAACAAUUAUGGGAUCGAAAGCAGUGAAAACGUCAGUUUUGCUGCGACUGAGCUCGCGUGUGUUCUGGCCCACUGCUACCGCCGCUAAUUCGGUGAAUAGUGCGUUCAAUUCGCUGUUAUUCUCCGGUGGGAUAAAAUCGCGCCAACCAGCCGCAAACUCGGUAUUAACUCCAAAGUGCGUUCGAUACUAUUCACGCUAUUCAGCUAAUAGAAUCAUGACCGGUGCUGAUACAUUUAGAUUCUCAGACUACGACUGUGUAGGCCUCGAUUUAGAUAACACUUUACUACGAUAUCAUAUAGGAAAUGUGAUAGAGCUGGAAUAUGAGAUCAUGUCUAGAUAUUUAGUAGAGCAGCGAGGAUAUCCUGGUCGAUACUUGCUACAACCACUGGAUGUGGACUUCCUGCAAAAAGGGCUGGUCAUAGAUUUUCAGCGAGGAAACAUCCUGAAAUUAGGCCCUGAUGGAACCAUUCAUCAGGCUGCACAUGGAACGAAAAAAAUGGCCGAAGCGGAAAUAAUCGCCUAUUACGGUGAUGAAAAACGGUGGUCUAUUACGACGGAAUACUGUGAAAAUAUGCUAGUGGCAUGGAACGGCCCUUUAUCCGGAAAGAUUCGAACUGUGUUAGAUUAUUUCGAUAUUUGUGCGACACUACUAUUUGGUAGAAUCAUAGACACGUUAGACGAAGAUGCUCACGAACGUAUAGGGCACUACAAUGUAUGGCCAGACGUGCUCGAUGCCUUGGUCAGUAUGUACUCGAGAGAACAUUUUGGCCAAAACGUCGGAGGCUACUUCGAAGCGCUGAAAAACCAUCCGGAUAAAUAUUUGCAAAAAGCAUCACCAAAACUAAUUUCAUGGCUGAGAGAACUAAGAAAAGCAAAAACCACCUUCCUUAUCACUGGAUCGCAUAUGGAUUUUGCUAACUUCACGGCUUCCUACGCUCUUGGGCCUGACUGGCCAGAACUAUUCGACGUCGUAGUUGGAUUCGCCAAGAAACCCGGUUUUUUUUUUGGUGCAAAGCCCUUUGUUCGACUGGAAGGCACUACUGAAACAGAGCCACUGACACCCUCCCAGCUGGAGCGAAAUCACAUGUAUUCACAGGGCAAUUGGCGAGAUCUGACAGUCCUAUUGCAGCGUCUGUCGCACAAACAGAAUCCUCGAUAUCUUUACGUAGGGGACAAUCUUAUUCAAGAUGUUUACACACCGUCCAAAUUUACCAAAGCUGAUACGAUAGCAAUCGUCGAAGAAAUGACGGCAGAAGGGAUGAAGGGCAACCCACUCAGGCAUCCAGAUGCACUCUAUCUGCAGUCCGACUUCUGGGGCUCCUAUUUCGUGGCCAAUGCAAAUCCUCGAUGCCAAGAGGAACCAUCGUUAUGGGCUGACCUUAUCAAGCGACAUGCUCGUAUUUGUGUACCCACCAUGGAUGAAAUUAUCCAAUAUCCACUAGAUCACAGUUUCAACAGUUUUACCGAAAGCUUAGCUUGUGUCGAUGGUUACUAUCCGGCGGAGCCGAUGAAACUGGUCAAUUAGAAUUAGAAGUUUGUUAAGUUUGUUGGAAAAUGCAUGUAGAAUCGGUUAAGGUACAUUGAUUGAUUACAGUGAGAAAAGUUAAAUUGUUAUCCGCCUGACCUUUAUUUGACCUAUCGAGUAUCGACCAGAGCUGGUAGCAGUUUGUUUUUGUGAAGGGAGAGCAGUAAAACAAUUGAUCUUUCGGAAGUAAGGGCGAUUUUGUUUACACAUUUAUAUAUAGAAGCUUUGCAUACAGUCGGAUUGACGCUUAAAAAUAGUUUACAGGCGAAAAUGAAACCAAAUUGUGCAUUCUAAACGCAGCUAGAAUUUUGUCGUGCUGUACAAUGCAGUUGCUGGGUGUUGAAAAUAUAUGUACACGUACUCAAAAGCCUCAACGGUUCGAUGAAUUUCAUAUAGUGUAUGUUUUUCUAUGUUCAAAUUCGAGUAGAUCUAUUUUGUUAAUGUUAUAUUCUAAUGUAUUGAGUAACUCCAGAAAAUUAACACAAUGCACAAAUUUUAAAUUGCCUGAGGAGGUUAAUAAAAACGAAAGGACAAGAAUUCGUUAAUAAAUCUAGCAUUUAUUUCUGUGUAUUGAAGCUUUUUAGCAAACUAUCCAGUUAAAUUAAACGAGAUUUUGAGAAAAAUAUAUGGUGAUAUAUGGCUUUAUCCCAGGGCAUAACCCUGGUUUUAUUACUUAUUUAAAAAUGUAAACAGAUUUUAUAACAUAGGUUUUUAAUUGUUAAUUUAAACUUUUUAAAUGUUCUGGGUUAAAUGGCUCGUUCGAGUAACGUUUACGUAAGUCCACGCUGAGUGGAUAACAAUGAUCAAAUUAAUGCAAAGAGAAGUAAUCUCUAGUCGACGCCGGAACCCAUUGUUGGUUUUUGUGAUUAGCAAUGCACGUUGUCAUUCGUUUUGCAUAUGGUAGAUUCACACAGUAGAGCAAAGUGGUGAAAGUAAAUCAAUUUAUUACCACUCUCCAAUAAAACUAAUAUUAGGAGCACUGUAAUGCACAAAAUUUUUGACUUUUUUGAGCAUAUAGAAAAAGCGAAAGUAAACCAAUAAUGUUUCAAUGUAAGCUUAAUAAGCAAAUACAGGAACUCAAUAUUCCCACAAAAACGUAGCUAAAAAAUCAGAUAAAUCCACGUAAAUACCCUUCUCUAAUCACAUCUCGUUGAUUCCUAUUCGUUACAAGAGAUAAAAAGCCAAUGAUACAUUUGCUAUUUGUUGCUAUGCAUCCGCUUAUUGUUUUAGUAAGAGCGACGACUAAAUAUUUGAAGUAUUUGAUAAGCGCUAGUUAGCAUUCAGAAUGAUGUCUCCGCAUCGUAAUGAGCAGUACAGUAGUGCAUCGAAACUGAAGUCACGGUUUCGAGUGCUUAGUUGAGAUUGACAAUAAAUAAUUUAUAGCUGAAGUGUGUACUAUUCCCUUGCCCUAUCAAUUUUCUUUUCAAAAGACCCUACUCACUAUUGAUGAAUAUUAGCUCUCAAAGAGCCCUAGAGAAUACCUACUGUAAUUAUUUUAGAUAAUCAUAGCAAUGCAAUUGUUCAUAGUGAUCUUCUUAGUGUUCAGAUCAUACUCAAUGAGAUAAUCAAAAAUGAGUGAGCAACUCAAUUUGUGCAAAUAAACCGUUUUUGUCAACCUGUCUCAAUUUCCGUCUUUGUAUCUUAUAGCAGAUGAUGACAACUUUCUUUCGAUGUUCGAUGUAGGACUACGCCUGUCUUGACUAGAAUAGCUACUUCAACUGGAGAUUUUUGUCGGCGAGCGGAAGGGAUAGUAUUGGCUUGCUUACACAAGAUAAAAGCUUAAUAUCAUAACUUUAUAGCUUCGUGAUUUUUCUUGCUGGGCAAGACAAUUACAAAAGCAACCAUGAUGAAAAUGAUAAAAUGAAUCAUUCACAGUAGGGACAGCUAUGAUACGCUUGUCCACAGAAGCCGCAUCAUAUUCGUACAAAAGUAUCGGAGAAUUGUAUUCUUGUUAUAAAUGUAAGAGAUACCUUAAUUAUUGAAAAGGACAAAUAUUGUUGAUCGCUGUUUUGAACUUAAGCCCUUUUCAGAUUAGAUAACUAUCAUACCAGCAUUGGAGGAGCAUAUCGCAAAGAUGUCCGGCAGAAAAUCCAAACAACCCGUCAAGAUGACACUAAAAAAGAGGCGUGCUCAACGUAACCAGCUGCAAACGUUAGCGGAGAACCAGAUGAUGAAAAGUUCCAGCGAUCUGUGAAUUUACGCGUAGGAUAAAUCACACUCUAAAUUUUAAGGUAAAUAAAAAUGAAUACAAAGUA